GCUCCGCCCCCGAGCUCGAGGCUUUUGUAAAGGGUCACGUUGCGCUGCAGCAGUGAAACAGGAGACUCCUCUGCAUCCUCCGCACCCAGCUCACCUGCACUCUCUCCUCUCACAGACAGACACCCACCAGCAGUGAUCAUGACUCACCAGUACCCCGCACUGACUCCUGAGCAGAAGAAGGAGCUGCAGGACAUCGCUCAGAGGAUAGUCGCCCCAGGGAAGGGCAUCCUUGCAGCUGAUGAAUCCACCGGUAGCAUGGCUAAGCGCCUGAACCCCAUUGGGGUUGAGAACACAGAGGAGAACAGGCGUCGCUACCGCCAGUUGCUCUUCACAGCCGACCAGCGCAUUGACAACUGUAUCGGAGGGGUCAUCUUCUUCCAUGAAACCCUGUACCAGAACACCGACGACGGCACCUCCUUCCCAAAGCUCAUCCAAGACCGCGGCAUUGUUGUUGGCAUCAAGGUGGACAAAGGUGUUGUUCCCCUCGCCGGAACAAAUGGAGAGACCACCACUCAGGGUCUGGACGGGCUGUCUGAGCGCUGUGCACAGUACAAGAAGGAUGGCGCAGAUUUCGCCAAGUGGCGUUGCGUGCUGAAGAUCAGCGAAACUACACCAUCUGAGCUGGCCAUCUUUGAGAACGCCAAUGUCCUGGCACGUUAUGCUAGCAUCUGCCAGCAGAAUGGUAUUGUUCCUAUUGUGGAGCCUGAGAUCCUUCCUGACGGAGAACAUGACCUGAAGCGUUGCCAGUACGUCACUGAGAAGGUCCUAGCUGCCGUGUACAAGUCUCUGUCAGACCACCAUGUGUACCUGGAGGGGACUCUGCUGAAACCCAACAUGGUGACAGCUGGACACUCCUGCCCCACCAAGUACAGCAGCGAGGAAAUCGCAAUGGCUACCGUCACUGCCCUGCGCCGCACCGUGCCUCCUGCAGUCACAGGAGUGACCUUCUUGUCAGGUGGCCAGUCUGAAGAGGAGGCCAGCAUGAACCUUAAUAGCAUCAACACCUGCCCGCUUGCCAAGCCUUGGGCCCUGACCUUCUCUUACGGCCGCGCCCUGCAGGCCUCCGCCCUGAACGCAUGGAGAGGAGAACUGAGCAAUGAGAAGGCUGCCACUGAACAGUUCAUCAAACGUGCUGAGGCUAACGGUUUGGCCGCCCAAGGCAAGUACGAAUCUUCAGGAACCUGUGGUGCAGCAGGGCAGUCCCUCUACGUGGCUAACCAUGCCUACUAAACAUGGAAAGACCACACUGAGCUGUGGCCUAGUCGGAUUCUAUAGUAUCUGCUCUGCUAUUUUCCUUCUUAUUCCUCCAUCAAUCACUGGCCUGCGCUGUCUGGUGUACUUUAAAUUGUCAGAGUUAUCAAAAUUACUUUAUUAGAUAUACGUAUUUAAAAACAAAAUGUGAAACGACAAGACUAAAGGGAACCAAGUUCGUUUUUCUUUCAUCUUAAUCAGACAAAUCAAAGAUUUUAACAAUUCUGAAGUGGAUUUUAUGACCUGUCUACCGUCGGUCUCUACCAGUUACUCUGUUCAGAGACAGGAAGUCAGAAGCUGCUAAAUUUUAACAGUUAGAUCAAGAUAAUCAGCCAGUAUUUCAUUUAUGCCUCUCCUUAACUGCACCUGUUGCUACACAGGGUGCUUACUCUCCCCACAUGAUAGAUCUGGAGCCCCUCUCUCUAGCAGGGAGGGGUGUGUGUCAGUGUUUCGCUUCCGUCUGAACUCAGUAUUGCCUCGUCUUCACAAUGCUACGCUAACAUCCCUCCCUGACCGUGGGACCAACCGGCUACUAGUGGCAUCAGUGUAUCUGUUCGAGGGCAAGACGUUUCAGAUUGAGUCGACCUUUUGAGCGACCGACCAAACGUGUGGAGUUGUACUUGGUUGUACUUUCAGACAGCUGUAGCUCCAGCAGAGGUCAGCAUACUCUCUGCAGUAGACAACAACGCACACCAGGAUUCAUUCUAACCUUUCUGUUCACGCUUCUAACCACCACUAAUUAGAGAAACAUCUUGUGUGUCUAAUCUCAGUAUAACAUUAGCUCUAAAUUACACACAGUACUUAAUGUAUUCAGUUGUGUGAAGGUGUCGAUAUCAUGUAAUGCUUCUGUGUUAUCCCCCCUCCUGGUUUCCCCCAAGCUCACCCCACAGGGAGGGGAGAUGGUUUCUGUUAUUGUGGACCAAUGUGUGGGUUCGGCAGUGGGGGAAACAGUCACUGCUGUGUUGGAUUACUGUGAUGUUUGUGAUGUUAAUAUUGUUCUUGAAGCACUUGGUGUGUCAAAUAGUGGAGACCAAUAAACUAAAAUAAAACAAAAA
This is a messenger RNA of Notolabrus celidotus (New Zealand spotty), 2306 nucleotides long. RefSeq names its product aldolase C, fructose-bisphosphate, b (gene aldocb). The record is from RefSeq and is a predicted model, not a curated record. Gene Ontology annotation, cellular component: cytosol. Gene Ontology annotation, molecular function: fructose-bisphosphate aldolase activity. Lineage: Eukaryota; Metazoa; Chordata; Actinopteri; Labriformes; Labridae. The transcript is spliced from 9 exons. Gene Ontology annotation, biological process: fructose 1,6-bisphosphate metabolic process; glycolytic process. Bases 139 to 1230 code for a protein of 363 amino acids.